Molecule: messenger RNA, 1923 nt
Organism: Cyclocybe aegerita
Lineage: Eukaryota; Fungi; Basidiomycota; Agaricomycetes; Agaricales; Hemipholiotaceae
Source: the annotation of a GenBank genome assembly
AAUGAGGCGACUGCUGUAUCUGGCUACGGCGGCCAUCACCACAACAGCCCAAAAAACAUCUGUCGUCACCUCGCCCGGUCAGCCAACACGAAAAGGCAACCCUGGAGCGUUCGAACUCGUCGGAAACACCAUCGUUAGCGCUCAACAGAUUUUCCUUGGUCAUCCAGACAAAGUCUACAUCCUCGACAAGGUGGAGAACAAUCCUACCCAGAUAAAUGGACAUCCGGCGUGGGCGGCGGAAUACAGGCUCUCUGACAACAGCCAGCGAGCCAUGGACGUCGUCACGAAUUCCUUCUGCGCGGGUGGUAGCUCGUUAGGAAAUGGGACGUGGAUUAACGUCGGCGGGAAUCAAGCAGUUGCGUACGGUGGAACCCCCGCGUCGGUGCAAGAUGGGAGUGCAGGGCCAUACAGAGAUGCUGACGGAAUACGUAUGAUUACUCCUUGUGACGACGAUAGCUGCCAAUGGUCUCUGUCGCCCUUCGAAUCCGACCAACGUUGGUAUCCUACGCGAGAGACACUCGACGACGGGAGCAUCAUAAUGCUCGGAGGCUGUCGGAAUGGCGGCUACGUCAACGACGCGGGGCAGGCAGUUCCGACCUAUGAGUUCUUUCCACCAACUGGACCUCCAGUCGUUUCUGCCAUCCUCCAGAACUCUCUCCCAGCCAACCUCUACCCACUCGCAUUUCUUCUCCCGUCAGGAAAGGUCCUGCUCCAAGCCAACUGGCUGACCUCGCUUCUCGACUAUAAGAACAAGAUAGAGACGCCUCUUGAUGACAUGCCAGACGCCGUCAGGACCUACCCCGCGAGCGCCGGGAUGGUGAUGUUGCCUCUUACUCCUGCGAGUAACUGGACGGCGACUAUCAUGUUCUGUGGUGGGGCGAAUGUCCCGGUCGAUCGGUGGACCGCGCCGGACUUCGUCGUGACUCGGCAUGAAGCGUCGGCGUCUUGCGUGAAGCUCACUCCAGACGUUUCGAAAUCCUACGUCCAAGAUGACCCCCUGCCCGAGAGACGCACCAUGACGAACCUGAUCCUACUUCCAGACGGGAAGGUUCUGUGCCUGAACGGAGCAAGAAUGGGCACCGCCGGAUACGGUAACAACUCUUGGUCUAUUGGUCAAUCUUACGGCGAAGAUCCCCACAUGACUCCCAUUCUCUAUGAUCCUACCGCUCCAGCUGGGCACCGCUGGUCCAGUCCGGGUUUCUCGCCCAGUUCCGUGCCACGAAUGUAUCACUCUUCAGCCCUUCUUCUGCCUGACGGCUCCGUCUUCGUGUCAGGUUCAAAUCCAAACGCGGAUUACACCGUCGGUCCUGACGUCAAGUACCCCACCGAGUAUCGUACGGAGCGCUUCUACCCAUCAUACUACAACCAACGGCGCCCACAACCGAAGGGCCUGAUUUCUCAGCUGUCGUACGGUGGUCAACCGUUCGACGUCGCCCUCGACUCGGGCGACCUCUUCGGUGAUGUUCGAAAUAUCCAAAAUACCACUGUCGUCGUUCUUCGGACCGGCUUCUCGACUCAUAACAUGAACAUGGGUCAGCGCAUGGUGCUCCUCGAGGCUUCUUACACCGGAUACCAGAACAACACCGCGAUCCUCCACGUUUCCCAGCUGCCUCCCAAUCCCUCUAUCCUUGCUCCUGGCCCCGCAAUGCUUUUCGUCGUCGUCAAAGGUGUGCCGUCUGUCGGCGUUCCGGUCAUGGUUGGCUCAGGCAGCAUCGGCCCCCAACCAAUCCAACCUAUCGGCUCCACACCGCCGUCGACAAUCAUUCAAAAUGAAUCUACGACUUCUGUCAACGGUGGUUCUGGGGCAACCCCAAAAACCAACGCGAGCAGCGCGGGGGCAGGCUACAGACACGGUUUGUACGCGUUGGAAGAAUGGCUUCCUGGGUGGAUUUCAUUGCUCGCACUCUUGGUUGUGAUGGCUUG